Gracilinanus agilis (Agile Gracile Mouse Opossum) is the source of this 2411-nucleotide messenger RNA. RefSeq names its product protein tyrosine phosphatase non-receptor type 9 (gene PTPN9). The record is from RefSeq and is a predicted model, not a curated record. Gene Ontology annotation, molecular function: protein tyrosine phosphatase activity. The transcript is spliced from 14 exons. The coding region runs from base 1 to 1857 and encodes 618 amino acids. Lineage: Eukaryota; Metazoa; Chordata; Mammalia; Didelphimorphia; Didelphidae. Gene Ontology annotation, biological process: protein dephosphorylation.
AUGGGUGCAGGGGUCAAGCAGCUUGGAUGGAUCGUCCUGUUGAGUACAGAUGAGGGAGGAGCAUCAGAGUCAAAAGCAAAACCUAAUGAAGAGUCAGACAACUCUGUAGCCAACCGCUGGCAUACAUGUGCCACCAAGCAGUUUCUAGAGGAGAUUAACAAGUGGACAGUUCAGUACAAUGUGUCUCCGCUCUCUUGGAACCUGGCUGUCAGGUUCCUCAUGGCCAGAAAGUUUGAUGUCCUCCGGGCUAUUGAAUUGUUCCACGCCUACAGGGAAAUGCGACGGAAAGAAGGAAUCGUCAAGCUGAAGCCUCAUGAGGACCCUCUCCGUUCAGAAAUCCUCAGUGGGAAGUUCACGAUCCUAAACACACGGGAUCCCUCUGGAGCUUCCAUCGCCCUCUUCACUGCUAAGUUACAUCAUCCUCAUAAAUCCUCCCAACAUGUGGUACUCCAGGCUCUGUUUUACCUGCUGGACAGAGCAAUGGAUAGUUUUGAAACUCAAAGGAAUGGAUUAGUGUUUAUCUACGACAUGGGGGGUUCCAAUUAUAACAACUUUGAGCUAGACCUUGGCAAGAAAGUCCUGAACCUCCUGAAGGGAGCCUUCCCAGCUCGGCUAAAGAAGGUGUUGAUUGUAGGGGCUCCCAUGUGGUUCCGAGUGCCCUACUCCAUCAUCAGUAUCCUGUUGAAGGACAAAGUCCGUGAAAGGAUUCAGAUAAUGAGGACAAGUGAGCUGACCCAGCAUUUGCCCCGGGAGUGCCUUCCUGAAAGCCUGGGAGGGUAUAUAAAGUUGGACCUCACCAGUUGGAACUUCCAGUUCCUCCCUCAAGUGAAUGGCCACCUAGAUCCUCUUGAUGAAAUUAUCUUAUUGUCCCUCACUACCUCUGUGGAAAAUUGCGACUCCGUGCACAUCCCAGGCCCUCAGGCCAUGAGCAUCAUGGAGCUUGUGGAGCACUUCAACCACAGUCAGAAGAGGGGGAUUUAUGAAGAGUAUGAGGACAUCCGCCGGGAGAACCUUGCUGGCACAUUCCACUGUUCCAUGUCACCAGGUAACUUGGAGAAAAACCGAUAUGGUGAUGUACCAUGCCUGGACCAAACCCGAGUGAAGUUGACCUCUUCGAAGGGGAGUGGUAUCUCCCAGACAGACUACAUUAAUGCCAGUUUCAUGGAUGGCUAUAAGCAAAAGAAUGCUUAUAUUGGCACACAAGGUCCCUUGGAGAACACCUACCAUGACUUUUGGCUCAUGGUCUGGGAGCAGAAAGUUCUGGUGAUUGUCAUGACUACACGAUUCGAGGAAGGUGGCCGAAGAAAGUGUGGCCAGUAUUGGCCCUUGGAAAAAGACUGUCGGAUCCAAUUUGGCUUUCUCACAGUGACCAAUCAAGGAGUUGAAAACAUGAACCAUUAUAAGAAAACCACGCUGGAAAUUCAUAACACAGAAGAACGACAAAAAAGACAGGUGAUCCACUUUCAGUUCCUGAGCUGGCCAGAUUAUGGGGUCCCUUCUUCAGCUGACAGCUUGAUUGACUUCCUCAGAGUGGUCAGAAACCAGCAGAAGAUGGCGGUCAGGAACUUGGGACCACGCUUCAAAGGUCAUCCUAGAGGGCCACCCAUUGUGGUCCAUUGUAGUGCAGGCAUCGGCAGGACAGGCACCUUCUGCUCACUGGACAUCUGCCUGGCACAGCUGGAAGAACUGGGCACUCUAAAUGUGUCUCAGACAGUGUCCCGCAUGAGAACCCAGAGGGCAUUCAGCAUCCAGACCCCGGAGCAGUACUACUUCUGUUAUAAGGCCAUUAUUGAAUAUGCCCUGAAAGAGGGCAUGGUGCCCCCUGGCUUCCAUCUGCUGGGCACAGAGAGGCAAUAGCUGGCACCUGGGGCCUCUCACCUGGUGGCGGGAACCUCCAUCAAACCUUCCUCACUCUCCCUGGGACACUGCCAAGCCUCUAGGUAGCCAUCAGUAAUGUUGAACCAGAUCUGCCUCUUUUUUGUGUCUCCUGGUACAUGGCAGCCUUUUCCUUUGGCUAGCUAGCUCUGAUGAAAUCUCCACGAGUUGCCAGUGGCUAGCAGCUUGUGUUCUUAAUUUCUAGCACCUGCUAUUGAACUGUGCCUUAUUAAAACCAAAUUGUGGCUACUGUUUUUGGACAGGGGUCCCCAGAGGUAAGUGGGAAAGGAUCUUCUCUUCCCCUCUCAAAAUCCCCUCACCUCUAACCUCCUCACCUUGACUUUGCCACAGUUUGAUGGGGAAGGAGGUGAGCCCACCUCCAGUUCAUCCCAAGAGAGUCUGACCAAGCUCCAUAUUCUAGAGAUCAUCCCCAGUGCCAAGAAGGUGUAAGAAGUAAGGCGUGUCCUCCAGUCUUAUCUACCAUUCUGUGUGCCUGUGUGCGUGUGUCUCUGUGUGUGUGUGUCUGGAUCUGUCUG